ACACGUUUCAAGGUGGCGCGUGUCAUGGCAGCCGACGGAUCGUCCUCGUCCUCGGGCGUCUUCUCCAUCCCUGAUGAGCUCGAGGAGAUGCUCGAUGACAUCUCCAAGAAGUCGAUGGAGUUUGCCGAGGAGCUGUCCGAGAAGCUCGACACAAAGUACAACUGCUGCGGCGUCAACUUUGGCUUUGAUCCCAUUCUUGGUCUCAUUCCGUUGGUGGGGGAUGCUGUGGCUGUCUUUAUUGCCGGCUCGCUCGUCCUCCGCUCGGUCGUUCUUGGCCUGCCAAAGUGCAAGCUCUUCCACAUGGGCUACAACAUCGGGACGGAUGCCCUGCUGGGCGCGUGCCCUAUUCUGGGCGAUAUCUUUGACGUCUCGUUCAAGGCUAAUGUGAAGAACACAGAAGUGCUGCGCAAGUUCCUCGCCAAGCACGGCGGCGCGCCGAAUGCCGACCAGAUGGACGGGACCGAGGACCCCAAGUGCUGUCCGUGCGGAUGCUGUUGAGUGGCCGAGGGCCAGAAGAGGCGCGGCUAGGCUGUUCGCGGGCGCCGGUACGGCGGCUUUGGACUCGAUGAUGCUGGGCUAAGGGGAUAAAUGCUGCGCUGUCGCGA
Messenger RNA from Thecamonas trahens ATCC 50062, 605 nucleotides. RefSeq lists its product as uncharacterized. NCBI's taxonomy places the organism in Eukaryota, Apusomonadida, Apusomonadidae. Bases 25 to 498 code for a protein of 157 amino acids. The transcript has 2 exons. The record is from RefSeq and is a predicted model, not a curated record.